AUACCAAAUACUACUUGAAAAUUGAAAAACCAGAACUGAGGCCGGUUGCUCUGCUUGCUUUGUUUUUUCUCCUUCUCUUUCUCUUUAUAUAUAAAGAGUAAUCAUCUAAAGUAUAUAACUUUCACAUUAUAAGCUCUCCCCCUCACAAAAACGUUCUCCUCAUUCCCCUCCUUGUUCAUGUUUUCUUCGCCUUACAUCAACUAAACCUCGUCUUCAACUGUGACAACCCUGGUCAAAUCCCGAGAACUUAUACGCCACACAAACACAACUAAACCAAUGGGGACCAACAUUACAGAUGAAAAAGAAAAAAAGAUGUUCAUCGGAGUGAUCUGGAGCUGUGCAGCAGAAGUAAAAAUCCUCUGCACAGCUCUCCUCUUCCUCUGCUCUCUCCUCACAAUCUUCCAGUUCUUCCCCUCCCCUCUCUCCUUCGUCUCCGUUUCCGAUCUCCGCAAAUGCGUCUCCGCCAUCCCCACCUCCCCGCCACCACCACAACCAAUCCAACUAGACCAUGAUCUUCAAAACGGCGUUAUAAAAAGAUCUUUUGAUCCACGUGGAGCCGCGGCCUAUAAUUUCAUACUCAUGUCAGCUUACAGAGGAGGCGCUUCCACUUUUGCUAUAAAUGGAUUAUCUUCGAAACCUCUGCAUGUUUUUGGAAACCCUAGUUAUAAAUGCGAGUAUGUUCCGCAUAAUGUGACUCAUGCAAACGAGUCGAUUAUUGUGGAUGGGAACAAAAUUUUACCUGAUUGGGGCUACGGUCGUGUUUACACGACCGUAGUCGUUAAUUGUACUUUCCCGAUCCCUGUCGGGGAAAGUGGCGGGAAAUUAGUCCUCCGUGCCUCCACGAACGGUGGAGGUGACACGGAGGAUACCCAUACCGACAUCAUGACGGUGUUAGAUGAAGGUUCGAGGAGUGUGAAUUUUUCGAUUUUUAAUGAGCCACCGAAAUAUGAUUAUUUAUAUUGCGGGUCAUCUUUAUACGGGAAUUUAAGUCCUCAGAGAGUUCGUGAAUGGAUUGCUUAUCAUGUGAGGAUGUUCGGUGAGAAAUCACAUUUUGUGAUCCAUGAUGCCGGUGGGGUCCACCCCGAAGUUAUGGAGGUUUUGAGGCCGUGGAUGGACCGAGGGUUCGUGACACUACAAGAUAUUCGAGAUGAAGAGAGAUUCGAUGGUUAUUAUCAUAAUCAGUUUCUUGUGGUGAAUGAUUGUUUGCAUAGGUACAGGUUCAUGGCUAAGUGGAUGUUUUUCUUUGAUGUUGAUGAGUUUAUUUAUGUCCCGAAAGAUAGUAAUCUGAAAUCGGUUGUCGAUUCGCUUUCGGAGUAUACUCAGUUCACGAUUGAGCAGAGGACAAUGUCUAACAAGCUCUGUCUCACCGAAGAUGAAGGCAAAGAAUACAGGAAAUGGGGAUUCGAGAAGCUAAUGUACCGCGAUAUAAAAAGAGGAAUCAGGAGGGACAGGAAAUACGCGAUCCAGCCGCGAAACGUAUUCGCGACCGGAGUCCAUCUGAGCCAGAAUUUCGCAGGCAAAACAACCCACAAGACCGAGGGGCGCAUAACAUACUACCACUAUCACGGAACCAUCUCAGAAAGAAACGAGCCAUGCCGGCAGCUAGUGAACGAAACAAAUCUCAAGCUCGAUACGACACCAUAUGUAAUGGACACCUCAAUGCGAGACGCAGCUGUAGCUGUCAAGAGAUUCGAGCUCAAAAUGAUUGGCUCUGCUUUACAAAAUACGCGGCAAUGACAGGCUUGUUUCACACAAGGAGAUGAAAAUCUUGCAGUGGACUAGUUCCAAAUCGGCGAGAUCAUGUUUAUAGUCAUACUAAUACAUAUAUGAUUCCAUUUUAAAAUGUUUACGAUCGGUUUUAUUAUAUGAAGAGGAACUAAAAUAUUGAAAGAAAUAGAAUUAGGCCGGUUCUUCUGUAUAGGGUGACUGAUCUAUAGAGUUAUAUUUAUUUUUUUGAUCUAAUGAUAUAAAGUUUUUUUAAA
Molecule: messenger RNA, 1982 nt
Organism: Daucus carota subsp. sativus
Lineage: Eukaryota; Viridiplantae; Streptophyta; Magnoliopsida; Apiales; Apiaceae
Product: galactan beta-1,4-galactosyltransferase GALS3
Exons: 2
Coding region: 277-1737 (486 amino acids)
Cellular component (GO): cytoplasm
Molecular function (GO): glycosyltransferase activity
Source: RefSeq, a predicted model, not a curated record